UCCAGGAAAAAUCCAAGUUUACCCGCGAAAGAGAGAAACAGGAAAAGGAACAAAAAGUAAUUAAAGCAAAAGGGGAGUGAGAUGGCAUCCACCAAAUGGCCCACGUGAUUCCAGAAAGUCUUUAUGUCCAAGAACAAAUAAAUACGUACAUGAGAGCUAGAGUUGGGAACCCCGGUCAGAGAGUAAACAUUCUGCGGAAGCACAUCAACCACUAGCGCUUUCGAUGGCUUCUUCUUCUUCUUCUUCUUCAAAUCUGAAAAGGUAUUACCAUGUGUUCCUGAGCUUCAGAGGCACGGAUGUCCGUGACAGCUUUCUCAGUCAUCUCUAUGCGGGUCUCGAUCAAAGAGGAAUACACACUUUCAUGGACAACGAGGAGCUCAGGAAAGGAGAGCAAAUAUCCCCGGCGCUUAUGAAAGCGAUCGAGGAAUCGCGCAUUGCGGUCAUCGUUUUCACCAAGAACUACGCUUCCUCGACAUGGUGCUUGGAAGAGUUAGCCAAAAUUAUGGAGUGCAAGGAGCAAAGAGACCUUGAGGUCUUUCCCCUGUUUUACAAAGUGGAACCCAGAGAAGUGAGAACACCAAGAAAGAGUUAUGAAAAAGCCAUGGAUAAGCAUGAGUCAAAGUUCAGAAAGGGUUCGGGGAAAGUGAAGAGAUGGAAGAAGGCUCUCCUCGAUGCUGUGCUUAUCGUAGAUGAAGCGGAGCUCAUACAACGCAUCGUAGAGGAACUAUCAAUUCAUCUACAGCGUGCACCCUUACAUGUUGCUAAGUAUCCGGUCGGAGUAGAUUCCCAAGUUCAGGAAGUGAUAUCAUUGUUAGAAAAAGAGACGGGUGAUGAUGAUGUUCUCAUGGUAGGUCUAUGGGGACCUGGAGGCAUAGGGAAGACCACAAUUGCUAAAGCCCUAUAUAAUUAUAUUGAGAAAUAUUUUCAGGGUACCUGUUUUUUGGGGCAAGUAAGAGAAACUUCGAACGAAAGCAAUGGUCUAGUUUCUUUGCAACAAAAACUUCUUUCACAGAUCUUUCCUCGUGGAAACCGGACGGUAUAUAUUGUGGACGGAGGAAUUCCUUUGAUACGGGAAAGACUUUGUUGCAAGAAGGUUCUUCUAGUUCUUGAUGAUGUGGACAAGUUGGAUCAACCGAAUGCGUUAGCUGGAGAUGGCCAUUGGUUUGGCAAAGGAAGUAGAAUCAUUGUUACAUCAAGAGAUAAACAUGUGCUAACUUCUCACGGCAUAAAUUGUGUUUAUGAAGUUGAAACUUUAGAUGACGAUGAAGCACGGGACCUUUUUGGUCGGCAUGCCUUUCGAAGUAGCAAGAAAGUUGAGAUACCAGGGGAUCUCAUAAAUAGAGCAAUGCGUUAUGCUAACGGCCCGCCGUUAGCCCUUGAAGUGUUGGGCUCGUUCUUAUGUGGAAGAGAGGAGCUUGCAUGGGAAAGUACACUGGAUAAACUCUCCAGAAGUCCUGACCAAACUAUCAAUCGAAUUCUCAAGAUAAGCUUCGAUGGAUUGGAUAACAACGAAAGGGAGAUUUUCCUUGAUAUUGCAUGCUUCUUCAAGGGGAAAAGUAUAGAACACGUCACAGAAGUUCUUGACAGCUGCGAUUUUGCUACAACUAUAGGAAUAGAAGUUCUCAUCGAGCGGUCCUUGAUAAUAAAAGAGCAUGGGACCCUGCAAAUGCAUGAUUUAAUUCAGUUGAUGGGUAAGGAUGUUGUUAAUCAAGAAUGCCCCGAUGAUCCCGGGAAACGCAGUAGAUUAUGGAUUUUUGAAGAUGUCGUGGAAAUUCUACGUGAAGACACGGGAACGAAUGCAAUAAAGGCCAUAGUAUUGGACUUCCCCAAGUUGGAAGACAUAACUAUCAGCGCUGAUGCUUUCACAAACAUGAAAAGAUUGAGAAUGCUCAUUUUGCUUGAAGUGCAUAUCUCUUCACAAGGUCCCGUACGUCUCCCUAACGAGCUAAGAUGGCUUAAAUGGCCCAAUGCGCCAAAUCUAGAAUUUGGCUCUGGUCCUAGGAAGCUUGUGCGACUUGAUCUUCACAGAAGUCGUAUCAAACAAUUAGGAGGCCCGCUUAACAAUUUUAGAAAGUUGAAGUCCAUAAAUUUCAGUGAAUGCGAGUCCCUGGCUAGUGUUCCGGACCUAUCAUCGGUUCCAAAUCUGGAGAGCUUGAAUCUUGAUGGGUGCAAAAGCUUGGUGGAGGUUCACCAAUCCGUCGGGUAUCUUGACAAGUUAAAAUUUUUGUCGCUAAUGUGGUGCUCUAAUCUUAGAAUCUUUCCCAACAGACUCAAGACAAAAUCUCUUCAAACCUUUAGUCUCUGGGGUUGCUCUAAACUUGAGGAGUUCCCCGAUAUUCUAGGAAAGAUGGAACAUCUAGAAAGACUUGACCUGGUAGGGACGGCUAUUAGAGAACUCCCGACAUCAAUUGAAAAUCUUGUCUCUGUGAAGAUGAUGUUUUUAUGCUAUUGCAAAAACCUUGCAAGGCUUCCGUCGAGUAUUUGUAAGUUGCACAAUCUCGAGAUUUUAAGUCUUGGAGGCUGCUCGAAUUUGGUCACGUUCCCAAAGAACUUGGAGGAGUCAACCGACCCCGAUGGCCAUUUAGGAUUUCCAAAUCUAAAGACGCUAGGACUCUGGGGCUGCAACCUAUCAGAAGUAGACUUCCUCGAGAGCUCUUCCAGUUUUCCCAAAUUGAAAACCCUAUAUCUUUCGAAAAACAAGUUUACUCAUCUACCAACAUCCAUAAAAAAAUACCAUGCUUUAGAUUGGUUGGAUGUGAGGAAAUGCCAGCAACUACAAGAGAUUCCUCAGCUUCCAUCAACUAUGCGUAUCCUAAAAGCAAAUGGUUGCAAAUCCCUACAAAAACUCCCAGAUUUGUCGAGUCUCUCGUCCAACCGCCUUGAAGUCGACUUGUCUUCAUGUGGUGAAUUAUUCCGCAGGGGGGUCAAGAUGGCUGAUGUAUCAUUACUCGAGGGACUUCCGAAUAUGGGAAGAGUUGAUAUUCUCCUAAUUGGAGGAGAAAUGCCAGAAUGGUUUCUCAACCGUGAAUGGGUUCCCAUAUCUUUCAUGGUUCCCCGGAACUUGGAGUACAAGCUAUUGGGACUAGCACUCUGUGUUGUUCUUGGCUUGGAGGAAGGAAAAGAGGUCAAUGCUUCAUGUGAAAUCCAAAUGUUUGUUAACAGCAAAAGGAUGUUUUGCCAAAGUCAUUUCUUUUAUUCAUUGGAAUCCAAUCAUGUGUGGCUUACGUAUUUCCCACGCAGAAUGCUGUUUGGAGUAGGGGAGCUUCUACGAAACGAUUGGAGCCAAGUCCGAGUUUGCCUCACACCAUCGAAAGUAAUCUUAAAAAAGUGUGGAUUUCGUCUAAUAUGCAAGCAACCCGAGGAUGAUCUGAGGGUCGUGCUCCAACACCAUCAGCCGGUUGAAGAAAAAAAUUGGAAGAUCAAGGAAAGAGACUCAGAAGAAGACAACUCAAUACACACUAUGGUAGAGGAAAGCGGAUCAACUUCUACAAAGAAGAGAAGAUUGUCAUAACUACGGCGACACUAUGGGUUCCACUCGCACCGACCGAUCUAAGCAUGUCGAAGUUGUGACAGACCUGUUGCUCAAGUGAUUCUAGGGGAAACAAACGGGGGGAUGCAAUUCCAAUGCCUUUUGCAUUUCCCAUUUUUCCGUCUCUACUGUAAAUUUUCCCCCUCCUUUAGGAAUAGUGAUGCAGAAUGCAUUAAUACAAAAUUAGAUGGAUUCUUGUUGAAUGGCCAUGGUCUUCCAACUUGCUUUGUGACAUUUAUCGGAUAGAUCUCUGUUACCUCUCUUAAUCCAAUUAGUGAUGCCAACGCUUCAUACUU
This is a messenger RNA of Rhodamnia argentea, 3825 nucleotides long. Its product is annotated as TMV resistance protein N-like. Lineage: Eukaryota; Viridiplantae; Streptophyta; Magnoliopsida; Myrtales; Myrtaceae. Gene Ontology annotation, molecular function: ADP binding; ATP hydrolysis activity; protein binding. Gene Ontology annotation, biological process: signal transduction; defense response. The transcript has 5 exons. Bases 224 to 3511 code for a protein of 1095 amino acids. The record is from RefSeq and is a predicted model, not a curated record.